AUGAUAUCAAGAAUAAAAAGAACCCCUUACUUCUUUAUUGGUCUGUUGAUGCUCCCAAUCGCAAGCAGCUUUUCGACCUACAGUCAUUCCUCCUUUCACACUUCUCCAUCGUUUCCAUCCACACUGCUGAGUCGAUCCGUGUUGAAACAAACUACAGCCGCCUUGCAAGAAAACACAGUGUCAUUGCAGUGGACAGAAUUUUACAAUACCGAUCAAGACAAUACACCAGUCCUUUUGCUGCAUGGACUCUUGGGUUCCAAACGCAACUUUGCAUCGCUUGCAUCUUCAUUGGGCGCUCAGUUGGAAAAGCAACGACGAAUAGUGGGAGUGGAUUUGCGAAAUCAUGGAGAUUCCGAAUGGUCCGAUCAGAUGAGUUAUACGGCCAUGGCCCAAGACGUUUUGGAAUUUUUGAAGGAACAAAAUAUUGACAAGGUGAUAUUGGUGGGCCACAGCAUGGGAGGCAAAGUAGCCCAAGCCAUGAGCUUGUUGUAUCCCGAAAAAGUGGAAGGUCUGGUGGUAAUUGACAUUGCACCCGUAGCAUAUUCCCGAACAGAUCCACAUUGGAAGGCGGUCGAGGACAUUCUGCAUGCCAUUCACGCCGUCGACAUUGUAGAAGCAACCAGCAAGACCGAGGUGGACAAGCUACUACGACCGACCAUUCCGGAUCCAGCACUGCGAGCAUUUGUCUUGACGAAUUACGAUUCUCGAAAAAAGGGAUGGAAGAUCCCAGUGGGUACCAUUGUGGAAGAGCUGGAGUCGAUAGCAGGGUUCGAUGUUCCUGCUGACACGACCUAUAUUGGAGAUGUCUUUAUCAUCAACGGAGGACAGUCUCGAUUUGUAAGACAUUCCUACAUGGAUCAAAUUGCGGAUUUCUUUCCGAACCAUAUGCUGACAACGAUUCGAGGAGCUGGUCACUGGGUGCAUGCCGAAGCACCUGAUGAUACAAUUGCAUUGCUCAGGAGAUAUCUUGAUCGGUAA
Molecule: messenger RNA, 978 nt
Organism: Cylindrotheca closterium
Lineage: Eukaryota; Bacillariophyta; Bacillariophyceae; Bacillariales; Bacillariaceae
Source: the annotation of a GenBank genome assembly